CGCCCUAGGCUGCUUGAUAUCUCUUUGCCCCCCCUCGUAGAGUCCAACUUGGAACCUUUGAACUGUUCCAGGCUGUAUUCUUCCAUCGUUUCCUUUUAUUUGCAGUUCACCAUUUUACCGGUAAUGACAUAAACGACCAUGGAGCAGCCAAAAACGAACCCACAUACAAGUUGGGUUAAUAUUCUGACUGUCAUCGCCGCCGGCCUGGGUAGUUUCAAUUUCGGAUAUGCUAAUAACGUGAUUUCUGGAUCCUUCGGUGAACCAACAUUCAUAGAGAAGUUCCUUUCUGGGCCUGAUGCUUCUGCUAGAACCGAUGGAAUCAUUGGAGGUUUCCUCGGUGGUGCCAUCAUUGGUUCUAUCCUGCAAUCGCUCAUUUCCAGCGCUUGGGGUCGUCGCGCAGCAACAGGUGUAGCGGCCAUCCUUUUCAUCCUGGGAAAUGCUCUGGAUGCUGGCGCCGUUCACAUUGCCAUGUUCAUUGUAGGGAGAGUAAUUGCUGGUGUCGCUGGGGGGAUGACAAUCAGUAAUUGCCCUGUUUAUAUGAGCGAAAUAUCCCCGCCACAUACGCGUGGUCUUCUGGUAGGGCUGCAAGGUGUGUGCAUCGUGUGGGCAUAUAUUAUCGGUUCCGCUCUAGCCCUUGGCUUCAGCUUUGUGACCUAUGAGUAUCAAUGGCGGCUUAACUAUAUCGUCCACAUAUUCUUUGCCGUUCUGCUGCUCGUCUCCAUAUUCUUUCUCCCCGAGUCACCUAGGUGGCUCGCAGAGAAAGGAAGAUUUGACGAAGCUUCCGCAAUUCUCCAGCGUCUUCACAGAACGGAGUCUGACCCUACCGGCAAGGUUGCCAAUGCAGAGAUGGUCCAGAUUAAGGCGCAGGUUGAAUUGGAGCAGCACCUACCCCGUGGUUAUCUUUACAUCCUCAGGACCCCUUCCCUGCGCAAACGGUUUAUCUGCACCGCUCUGGUUUGGACAAUGGGACAGAGUACUGGAAUGAACGCUAUAGCUACUUUAACACCAACUUUGUUUGCCUCUCUGGGAUUCGAUACCACCCUGCAACUUGGUCUCUCCGUCGUAUGGACUGUAUGCUUGCAGAUCGGCUGUAUUAUCAACGUUUCCUUAUUGGAUAGAGUUGGUCGAAAACGUCUCCUUGUGAUUGGAGGGUUUGGGUCAGUUAUUAUUCUCUCCAUCGAAGCUGCCCUUGAAAAAUACUAUCUAGCCACCAACUAUAAACCGGGAAUCAAUGCGUGUGUGGCUAUGUACUUUCUCGUCGCUGUUUGGUUCACCGCUACAAUCGAAUGCACCGGCUACGUAUAUGGCUCAGAAAUAUGGCCUACACAUCUGCGCAGCUACGGGGCGAGUAUAACAUACGUCGCCUUCUUCAUCAAUGCCUUAGCAUACAGUACGCCGGCUAGCACCGCUUUUGCUAAUAUUGGAUGGGAAUAUUACAUGGUCUUCGUGGCGGUUACCGUCCCUUGCAUUAUUGCAAUUAUAAUCCUAUUUCCAGAGACCAAGGGACUUACACUCGAAGAGAUUGCGGGAAAGUUUAACGAUACUGUUCCAAUCACGUUCGAGGACGCCAUUACUGCAGAUGUCGCUGAGGUUCCAAAACAUGACUAUAUUCAAUAAUUUAUCGAACAGCAUGGGCGAGUCGUCUUGCAUUGAAUAGCACAUGACAAUGCUCUAAAAUCGUGACUACAUAUGGCAAUGCUCCGUAAGAUCAGAGAGAUACUGACUACCUAUUAAUUUCGGGCAACGCAAUGUUGCUAGAGUCUAUAUAUAACCUGACUUAGUAUUUGAUGUAAUUACUAUGAAAUCUAGAACAUGCUAAUUUGUUCUCCUUUUAUUGGUCCAUUGGACUAUGUUUUAAUUGAGCAUUAUCUGCUGGUCCCUGCAUGUUAACAUCAACUCAAUUCCAU
Messenger RNA from Paecilomyces variotii, 1907 nucleotides. Its product is annotated as general substrate transporter. NCBI's taxonomy places the organism in Eukaryota, Fungi, Ascomycota, Eurotiomycetes, Eurotiales, Thermoascaceae. Gene Ontology annotation, cellular component: membrane. Gene Ontology annotation, molecular function: carbohydrate:proton symporter activity. Gene Ontology annotation, biological process: transmembrane transport; carbohydrate transport. The coding region runs from base 139 to 1617 and encodes 492 amino acids. The transcript has 5 exons. The record is from RefSeq and is a predicted model, not a curated record.